CACCACCGCCCCACCCUCCCAUCGCUCCCUUUAUUAAAUUCUCACUCCCCUUCCCCCCCCCCCCCCGCGGCGAUCGUCGCCGACGCUCUCUGUGAGAUUAGACUGAGAAAUUUGCUAAAAACCCUGUUCGAGAUUUUUUGGUUGAAAUCGCGGCUUGGGAUCGAAGGAUGGGUCAGAUCCAGUACUCCGAGAAGUACUUCGAUGAUAUUUACGAGUACAGGCAUGUGGUUCUUCCUCAGGAUGUGGCUAAACUCCUUCCAAAGAAUCGGCUUCUUUCUGAGAAUGAAUGGCGUGCAAUUGGGGUUCAGCAGAGCCGUGGUUGGGUUCACUAUGCAAUCCAUCGCCCGGAGCCCCACAUCAUGCUCUUCAGGAGGCCACUGAACUAUCAGCAACAGCAGGAGAACCAAGCCGCCCAGCAGGUGCUUGCAAAGUGACCCUUGUCUGCUCAAAGACAGCGUGUUAAUCUCCAGAACUGAAAUGUUACAUAAGCAGGUUUAUCAUUUGUUCAAAAGUAAUAUAAAAGCUUCGGUCGUGGCACUGUAGUGUAAUUCUCUCGUUUGGAGAAUUGUUAAGUGUAGCGACUGAUACUUAUGUAGAAUGGUGUUGAUGGCUUCUCAAACGUGUUGGUUCACCAAUGUUCUUGUGUGGAUUUAGAACCAUUGGUGAAAUUGAGUGAUAAUUAUUAUGGAUAAGAUUUGUGGCUUUGCGUUUUUUGUUCU
Messenger RNA from Malus domestica (apple), 719 nucleotides. RefSeq names its product cyclin-dependent kinases regulatory subunit 1. Gene Ontology annotation, biological process: regulation of mitotic cell cycle. NCBI's taxonomy places the organism in Eukaryota, Viridiplantae, Streptophyta, Magnoliopsida, Rosales, Rosaceae. Gene Ontology annotation, cellular component: cyclin-dependent protein kinase holoenzyme complex; SCF ubiquitin ligase complex. Gene Ontology annotation, molecular function: ubiquitin binding; histone binding; cyclin-dependent protein serine/threonine kinase activator activity. The record is from RefSeq and is a predicted model, not a curated record.